AUGAUUCCCAUCUUCUUGAUCCUGUUAUCCUUCAUACCAAACACUGCCUUAUCAACUACAUUCCAUUCCUUCAAAAGGCUUCAGCUCCCUUCACCUGGUUGUGAGGCCUACACCUUUGAUCAGAACAAUACCGGGCCGUACACGGGCCUCAACGAUGGCCGAAUUGUGAAAUACGACGGGCCCAAAACCGGUCUUGUGGAGUACGCCACAACUGUGUCUAAUAGCAACAUAACCGAAGUCCUCAUGAGUGGGGACACGAGCGGGAGACUACUUAAAUACGACCCGAAAACAAAGCAGCGCACGGUGGUCCUAACGGGGCUCGCGGCCCCAGCAGGGGUGGCCGUGAGCCGAGAUGGCUCGUUCGUGGUGAUAGCCGAGUAUUUGGCGUGCCGGAUCACGAGGUUAUGGCUCAAGGGCCGGAGGGCCGGUCAGUCGGAGGUUUUUGCGGAGCUCCCGGGAAAUCCAGACAAUAUCAAGCGAACAAGAUCGGGCGAUUUCUGGGUGGCCGUUAACAUACAAAAGUUGUACCCUAAUGUGACGUGUUUCCCAUUAGGUCAGAAGAUUAACCCCAGAGGAAAAAUUACACAGACAGUGAAUUUCUAUAAUGAAUAUAACUCAACGUAUAUUACCGAGGUGCACGAGCAUGACGGGUCAUUGUACGUCGCGUCGGUUUAUACAGGAGACGUCGGGGUUUAUAGGGGAUUAAGAUGUUGA
This is a messenger RNA of Striga hermonthica, 714 nucleotides long. Lineage: Eukaryota; Viridiplantae; Streptophyta; Magnoliopsida; Lamiales; Orobanchaceae. The record is from the annotation of a GenBank genome assembly.